Saccostrea cuccullata (small rock oyster) is the source of this 2315-nucleotide messenger RNA. RefSeq lists its product as uncharacterized. The record is from RefSeq and is a predicted model, not a curated record. The transcript is spliced from 8 exons. NCBI's taxonomy places the organism in Eukaryota, Metazoa, Mollusca, Bivalvia, Ostreida, Ostreidae. The coding region runs from base 68 to 1201 and encodes 377 amino acids. Gene Ontology annotation, molecular function: zinc ion binding.
CUGUAAGUCUCGUCACGUGACAGGCGAGAUUUUGCGUGAAAGUUGACUUCCGGGUACAUUCGCUAUUAUGGCUCUUUCGAUUUUGUAUUGGGUCAAGUAUGUUGAGGGGCACACUAAGUUAACUAGGAAGAGUGAGGCAGCGGUGGAAAGUGGGAGGGUCCUACGGUUUGUAGUUGACGAGCUGAGAGUUAUUAAUGCCUGCGUUCAAGCCUCAAUGAGAGAUACAUCGUACAAAGUACAGAUAUUUUUGGAUGCUGAAGACGGAAUUGUGAAGGAUGCAACAUGUCAGUGCCCAAUGGGACAAUACAAAUGCCACCAUGUUGCUGCGGCAUUGCUCUUUGGCUAUAAAAGAGCAAGUAAAACAGACAUAAAAUGUUCUUGGCUGAAACAUCCAAAGUCGGCACCACCAAAAUCCACUGUUACGAUAGCUGAGCUGUAUCCCCCAAAGCAGCAGGAUUACAAUGCUGAUGAUCCUAAAACAUGGCUUCGAAAACACCUUAUUAUCUCUCCAGAAAAGAUUAUGGAGGCGGCAUUUAUGACAGCUGGCCAGCGUGAAAACUCUCUGUGGGCUGCUAUUAGAAAAUAUAGAUUUACAGCUUCAAAUUUUGGCCUAAUUAUUGGAGCAGCAAGACGAAACAGAUUGUCGGAGUCACUUAAAAAGAGAAUUUUAAGUGCUUACAACUUGGAAAGAAGGGCUCCUAUUCAGUGGGGUAUCACUCACGAGAAAGUUGGUUUGGAAGAAUACUGCAAAGCAGGUUCAGUCACAGUUUUGCCAACAGGUAUAUGGCUGCAUGAAUCAGGAGUCUUAGGGGCAUCACCUGAUGGCUUCGUUCAGGGAGAUUUUCCUAAAACUAACAUUGUCCACCUUCAGCAGAAGGACCAGCCAUCAAAAGUGCCUGCUAUCGUAGAGGUGAAAUGUCCCUUUACAGCCAAGGACAAGACCAUUAUGGAGGCAUGCUCAGAUAUUAAGGAUUUUUUCCUAGUUGAUAAUGGUGGAAGCUUAUCAUUAAAGACCACACAUGAUUACUGGCAUCAAAUCCAGGGCCAGCUCUACCUUACUGGGACAGAGUGUUGUGAUCUGGCUGUGUGGACCACUAAAGACCUGCAGAUUGUUAGAAUUUUUAAGGACAGGACAUGGGCCCCCAACAUAUAUGCCCUGCUUGAUUUUUAUUUUAUGGUGUUUUUGGAAUCACUAAAGUGAAUCAGCACAGUGCAGCCUCCUCCUUUGUGAAGUGUGCCUUCUGUGACAGGAAUGGUGGAAUGUUUAAGGAAACACCAGAAGGAAGCUUGUCAAAAAUGUUAAAACCCUUAUCUGCUAAUAUGAGGUCUCCUGGUUGAAGCUGAUUCAACACUCCACAGUGAUCUACAAUGGCUGCAUCCGAAGUAGACCCAGGAUACAAGUCCGAAGAGUAUACUAGUGCACCAUUUGGUGAAACGCAUGUGACUGCCUUGACAGUGUGUCUGCUCUUAUAAUUACUGUAAGAGAGGGACUGUGAAUUCAUGUCUGAAGGAACAUCUUGCAAAAUUUCUGUAGCAUCCAUAGCUAUACGAGCAGAUGCAAACUCUUCAAAUGACUUAGGCAUUGACCCUUUACACUUAAGCUGACUAGGAAUACCUACUUCAUUCAGAAUUCCAUCAACGAAAAUUUCGUGCAAAACUGAAACGUAAGUGUUAAAAAUGUUCGAAAUAGUGGCCCUGCUUGUUACAAAUCUAACUGAUAAAUCCAGAUCACGGCAAUUUAGACGCAGCUUCAUCAAUGUAAUCAGUAAUUGAUCCUCAAUAGAGAAACAGUUCACAGUCCAUCCAGCGUAGUAGUUAAAUGGUGCCAUUCUGUACAGCAUAUUUACCACAACUUGAAAUACAUCAGCUGGGAAGGAGGUGUAGAGCAACAUCUACAACCGAAUUAAGCUUGUAUAGUUUAUGGGACAUUGUCAAUAUUGAAUAGGGAACAUGCUUUGUUGAUAUUCUUAUCACCUGUGUACAUUUUAUUGUUUAAAAUCUUAUUUUUAAAUAUUUAAGACACAUAUUAUUUAAGAAAUAAGGUAUCUUUUUUAAACAUCUAUCAGUCACAAGAUCAAUUCCAUAAACAUGAUAAAACCAAAUUUAUGGUGACUUUGAUCAUGCUAACCCUUAUUCGUAGCUUGAUAAAUGUUUUAAAAUGAUGCAAUAUAACUUGUUUUUACAUUUGUGACUUAUUCAUAUUUUAUAUUUGCCUGAUUAUAACUUCUAAUGUGUGAAAUAUUUUAUUUUAAAAUCAACGGCACAUAUGUAAUCCAUUGAAUGCGCUUUGACCCUUUAUGACGUCACUAAAAAAA